Musa acuminata AAA Group (dessert banana) is the source of this 883-nucleotide messenger RNA. RefSeq lists its product as uncharacterized. The record is from RefSeq and is a predicted model, not a curated record. Gene Ontology annotation, molecular function: mRNA binding. Gene Ontology annotation, cellular component: cytoplasm. Lineage: Eukaryota; Viridiplantae; Streptophyta; Magnoliopsida; Zingiberales; Musaceae. Bases 156 to 623 code for a protein of 155 amino acids. The transcript has 4 exons.
UGGGCCUCCACACCCAAUUUAGAUUCCCAAUUAUUGAAACCCACAUGCAAGUAUAAAACCACCCUCCCCUCAAGAACACAAACUUGAAGAACCACACAGAAGAGUGUCAUUCUCUUCUCCUUCUCUUUCUCCCAGUUAGGGACGUGGGCGGGAAGAUGAACAGGAAGCCGGGAGACUGGAACUGCAGGUCCUGCCAACACCUCAACUUCAGCCGCCGGGACUCGUGCCAGCGAUGCGGCGACCCGAGGAUGAGCGUGGACAGGUCCGAGUACGCCGCCUUCGGUGGCCGCGGCGGGCCAUCGUUCGGCUUCAGCGGCUCCGACGUCCGCCCAGGUGACUGGUACUGCUCCUGCGGUGCCCACAACUUCGCCAGCCGCUCCAGCUGCUUCAAGUGCGGCGCCUUGAAGGAUGACUCCGCCAUCGGCGGCGGCGGCGGAGGCGGAGGCUGCGGCUUCGACGGCGACGUGCCACGGUCGCGGGCGUUCGGGUUCGGCGGUGGGCGUGCCGGGUGGAAGUCCGGAGACUGGAUCUGCAACAGGUCGGGCUGCAACGAGCACAACUUCGCAAGCAGAAUGGAAUGCUUCCGCUGCAGUGCACCGAGGGAUUCAGGCACUGAAGUCUAAGGAGAAGAUGAAGAAGUGAGCGAUGGAAGAGAGCUUCUGAUACAGCAGUAAUAUCAAGUUAUAAUAACUAGUUUUGUCUGUUCGAUCACUCCCAUGUUGUGUCCCCUUCUCUCAGUUCUCGUUUGCUUUUGAUGUCUGUGACCUCCACCCUACCCUGCACCUCUUCUUAUGUCUCUGGAAAAGGGCUUGUCAGCUUCUUGUAGGGUAGGAUGGUGAUGCUUAAUGGAUUCGGUAAGGAGAAGUCCCUUUCUGUUUGAUUA